AUGCCGCAGGAAAUCAAGGAAGUGAAAGACUUCCUCAUCAAGGCCCGCAGGAAGGAUGCGCGUGCGGUCAAGAUAAAGAAGAACGAGACCAACACCAAGUUCAAGAUCCGCUGCUCCCGGUACCUGUACACGCUAGUGGUUAAGGACAUGGAGAAGGCAGAGAAGCUAAAGCAGUCGCUGCCCCCCGGCCUGCAGGUGAAGGAAGUGAAGUGAUUUGGUGGUG
Anopheles marshallii is the source of this 223-nucleotide messenger RNA. RefSeq names its product 60S ribosomal protein L38 (gene RpL38). The coding region runs from base 1 to 213 and encodes 70 amino acids. Gene Ontology annotation, biological process: translation; protein-RNA complex assembly. The record is from RefSeq and is a predicted model, not a curated record. The transcript has a single exon. NCBI's taxonomy places the organism in Eukaryota, Metazoa, Arthropoda, Insecta, Diptera, Culicidae. Gene Ontology annotation, cellular component: cytosolic large ribosomal subunit; ribosome. Gene Ontology annotation, molecular function: structural constituent of ribosome.